Colletotrichum acutatum is the source of this 1601-nucleotide messenger RNA. RefSeq lists its product as uncharacterized. Bases 206 to 1447 code for a protein of 413 amino acids. The record is from RefSeq and is a predicted model, not a curated record. Lineage: Eukaryota; Fungi; Ascomycota; Sordariomycetes; Glomerellales; Glomerellaceae. The transcript is spliced from 4 exons.
AACUCCGGAGCUCCUCCGUGUGACGGUACCUAUCGGGGCAGCUUGCGUGGUCACGGCCUUCUACUUUCAAAGUGUUUCCUUCAUUCAUCUUAUACUCAUGUUGUUUAUCAUUUAUUCUGGCUCAAAUUGACUCAGUUAGUUGUUUAGAUCAUCAUUGCAAUCAUAUUUUGUAGAACCUGCAGUUCCAUACAUCUUCACUACCGCAAUGCCGGCUGACUUCGCGUUCGUAACUGUCAGCAAUUCGGGACGGACACAGCCCACAGACCGAUCAGGAUUUCGUAGUCGAUGUAUGAUCGGUAAGAAUCGACAAGAAGGCUCUCGGCGUUCCAAACAAGCUGCUCGUAAAGCGCAAAGGGCAGCCGCUCAAACUGCGAGCGAGAAUGCCGGGCUCCAGUCGCUUCAUCAUUCGGGUUCCCCUAUCAAGCCUUGGCCUUGCACCGCGUAUAAUGAGAAGCAGCAAGCUGGAGAAGGUUCUCAGGCUCUGAGCACAGAAGAGGUCGCUCGAGAUGAUACCUCGGCUUUGAUGCCUCCGGUUCCUCAUCCGCCACCCAGCGACAUGUCUCUGAUUCGCUUCGCAGAAGAGUUGGAAAGGCCAUCUCAGGAAAUACUCUUCAGAUUGGUCAACUUCAGUGCUCUCAAGGGGACCUUCUAUCCCAUUGAGCAUUGCGUCGACCUCCCUCGCAGCACGAAUUCCGAAGCACUCUCAUUUUCUUGGAUUCUCCAGGACAAAAUCUUCCUACACAGCGCCUUAUUCCACUCAUCCGCCGUACAUGAACAUGUUCAGCGCCGUCAGCCAGGAAGAAUGACACAAUUUCAUCUCAGACGCACAAUCAAACUCCUUAAUGAGGCGCUUUCUCAACCAGACUCACAUCGUAACGAGGCAAUCUUCCACGUCAUACUCACUCUAGCCUUGAUGGCAGGUCUUUGGGGUGACUUCAGCACCACAGCCGUACACCUGUCAGGCUUACGGCAGAUCGUGCGCCUUCGUGGAGGGCUCAAGUAUCUUCGGAGUCAUCCGAAGCUACAUUUCAAGCUCGAUCGCCUGGCUCUCUCAUGGUCUCUUGGCACGGGGGGUGCGCCUUAUUUCUUCACUGGCCCUAUCAGCUGGAAGUCAUGCUUUGACGCGCAGUCGGGGAACCCAACUUGCGAGGCUGGGCCCUUCUCUUGCAAUGUUGUGAGUGACUGGAGGCUGGCCGCUGUGUGGCAGGACCUCAGACACUUGGUGGAUCUGAUCAACGAUCAUCUCGCCUGCAAUUCGCUGCUUGACGGCUCUCUUUUCCAAGACUCCUUGGGAUCGAUCCAAACACGACUCGUACAUCUGCAGAACGGAAUCGAUGACCGUUCAGAUGAAUGCCUCCGGCUUGGGAUGUUGGCCUUUCUGUCCACUACAUUGCAAAUCCCAGGCGUGAAACAAUCGAAGGCGGCAACAUCCUGUUCUGGCUUUUGAUGGUGUGCACGAUCUCAGUCUUCGAGGCUGAGGAGGCUUGGCUGCGGCCUCUGUGGUUGAAAUCAGGAGCAGAGCGCUUGUCGUGGGACAGCGCACGAUCUCGGUUGCAGGCCGUCAUGUGGAUAGACAGAUUACAGGGAGAACUCGGCAGCAA